Messenger RNA from Opisthocomus hoazin, 1050 nucleotides. The record is from RefSeq and is a predicted model, not a curated record. NCBI's taxonomy places the organism in Eukaryota, Metazoa, Chordata, Aves, Opisthocomiformes, Opisthocomidae.
AUGGCAAAGUUCUUUGCUGGGCUUUUUCAUCAGGCACUCGUCGUUGGUGAGAGUCUGGAUGAGGCCACACACGAACGCAUGCAGCACCGUGACCGCUAUCUGAGCCGGAAAAUGAUUCAGAUGCUGCAGGAGCUGCAGCAGCAGGAGCAGAGAAUCCAGCUGAGGAGGAUCCAGGCGCUGCAGAUGAUCCAGGAGCAGAGUGGCUUUGCCUGGGGAGCCCUGCUCUGCGCUGCCUUGCAGCAAUGGCAGUUCUGGGUCAUUGCUGCAGUCCUGGUCCUGCUCUGCGGGCUCUACUGGUGGCUCAGGAGAAGGAGUCGUCAGGCCAGCAGCAGCAAGCACAGCGGGUCCAGAAGCCUUGAGGAGGAAGAGGAGAAAGACCCAUUCCAUAGGGAUAGGUGGGUGGACAACUACACACCGUGGCAGCUGCUAAACAGGAAAACAGCGUGCAGGGUGGUGGAAGACCUGGCGAACGAGCUUCUCCGUGUCUGCCAAAAGCUCUCCAACAAAGACUUCAUGCCGCGGCUGCAGGCACCUGUCGGGUUGGGCAGCUUCCAAGUCAUGGAUCCCCAAGGAGACAAGCAUUAUGUCUAUCGCCUGCUUGUGCCCCUGGAGCCACCACCCGGGCACUCCUUCCACCUGGAGCUGAGCACCGAAGGCGAGAUGCCGGUGAGGAACUCCCGCCUGCGUGUGCAGUUGGAGUGCACGUGCAGUGAGGAUCAGCAGCCGGGAGAUUAUUGGCAGCCGGGGGACAUGCUCUGCUUCCUCCACCACUCUGAGGACCUGCUGAUGAACACGCAGGAAGCCAGCCUCCUACAAACCCUCUGCAUCGGCCCGUACCUCGACGUGCAGAAAACCGCCUUCCGGCUCCGGGUGCUGAUGAAAACAGCCUGCACCCUUGUGCCUCACAGGGACAUAUACGAGCUAACGGUGCUGCCCUCCACACAUUACUGCAGGAUCAAGAUGACCAGCAUCUUCGAGAAAUCCCGCUCCAUUGAGCUGGUCUUGGGGGUGCAGCACGGUGACUCGGACACAUUUGUAUGCUUGGAGUAG